AUGGCAAAAAUUGACGACAAAACUCGUGAUGCUUGCAUCAAAUCCAAGAAUUUUCUUGAUUGGAUAGACUUAAUAAAAAUAAUUGCAACGGGCUACAAUUUCCGGAGCGCAACUGGUAAUGUAGCAGAUAGAUUGAGCGCAAAGUUUAGAGCCUACUUUGGCCCUAUUGCAACUACAACUGAAGACGUGGAGCGUGUUGUCAAGAGAGCUCGUCUUUGCCAGACGACUGAAAAGGAAGAAAAGAACGUGACUGUAUACGGUUUUGCAGGCGAUGGGGUUUCUGACGAAUGUACAAGAAACUAUGUUGAUUCGAGUUAUCAUCAGGAGCAGAAAGAGAAAAGAGACGAAAGGAUCCGGAAAGCAGCUCGUACUGGUGGUAUCAAAGAAUACAAGCCCAAUUUGGAGAGAGGUGCAGGUAUGUGCAUCAGCCAUACCAAUCAUGCCCUCAGCCUUGCACACGAUGUGGAAACACUGAAGGAGAUAAUUGGUGAGGAAGAGUAUGAAGAUCGUCUGAAGGGAGCUAUGGAUUCGCUGAAGAACACCGACGUGCAAGGGUCAACGAUCCGUUGUGAUGCUGUCAUGAACAUAGUAGAAGGAAACUUGGGAAAGACGUAUACGGGGUCACAUUGCCCAUCUGGCGAGGACAACAAAGGGGCGAUGUGGGACAAAGAUUUGGCGCGAAACCUUGUCAAAGUCGAAGACCAGCAAGAAUACGAUCGCAAAGGUGGAAAUCCAUCAUUCACCAAGGUCAAGAAGAUGAUAGAAACGUUUGAAAUUGAUCAAUGGAAGAACGCCAACCCAAGCAAGGAAACUGAUGCAAAGGUUGGGAAAUCAAUCAGACUGCUUUCUACUGGUGAUCGCAAGCUUGUCGCGAAAGCGGAAUAUCUUCAAUAG
This is a messenger RNA of Cylindrotheca closterium, 894 nucleotides long. Lineage: Eukaryota; Bacillariophyta; Bacillariophyceae; Bacillariales; Bacillariaceae. The record is from the annotation of a GenBank genome assembly.